Molecule: messenger RNA, 547 nt
Organism: Solanum stenotomum
Lineage: Eukaryota; Viridiplantae; Streptophyta; Magnoliopsida; Solanales; Solanaceae
Exons: 4
Coding region: 33-350 (105 amino acids)
Source: RefSeq, a predicted model, not a curated record
AAAAGGCACAAUAGAAAUGGAAAAGGGCAUCGAUGGAGAUGGAGAAGGAGAAGCAGGAACAGAAUGAAGAACAUCACAUUGAUAUGAAGCAGAAGACGGAGAAUCAACAGGAUGAGGUUGUUAAAGCUCGUCGGCCUUUGAAACUGUCUCGCAAAAACACUCUGCAUCCCAAAGAGAGUCUCCACGACCUCCACAGCUUCGGAUGCAGCGAAUCGGAUCUCUGGUUGAAUCCUCCAGCUUGCAUUCGCUCCCCACCUUAUGCGACCUUGUAUGGCAUUGAAGCAAGUAGAAUCUUGCUCCAGGAGGACCGCAGAAAACUAAAAAAAUCCCUGGCAUCACCUUUAAGGUGACUUGGUGCAGUACUGGUAGUCCUCUUUGAUUAUUCCUAUCGGCUAUCUCGUGAUCUAACUAUCUAUUAGGACUGAAGUUAAUCGUAGUUAUGAAGCUUUUGUUUAACACUUUCAAUUAGACUGAAGUCAAUCCUAGUUCUGAAGCUUUUGCUUAACAUAUUAUGUUAAGAUCGGUUUGUUUAUUUCCAUGUAUUAAG